This is a messenger RNA of Drepanopeziza brunnea f. sp. 'multigermtubi' MB_m1, 4224 nucleotides long. RefSeq lists its product as uncharacterized. Gene Ontology annotation, molecular function: ATP binding; ATP hydrolysis activity. Gene Ontology annotation, biological process: protein import into peroxisome matrix. NCBI's taxonomy places the organism in Eukaryota, Fungi, Ascomycota, Leotiomycetes, Helotiales, Drepanopezizaceae. The record is from RefSeq and is a predicted model, not a curated record. Gene Ontology annotation, cellular component: cytosol; peroxisomal membrane.
AUGGUAGACCAAAUACCAAUAUCACAGAGUCGGAAGCGCAAGAGGAGGAGGCAGGACAAGUCGGCCAUAUCUGCCAGGCUGGUGCUGGAUGACCAUGUGAAGGGCGAUGUCGGCAUUCUCUCAGAGGAUCUAUUCGCAGACUUGUUUCCUGGUUUGGCUCAUGCCCUGGAAACCAGUAAUGGUGCUUCGAACGCACCCGAGUUCCACCAUGUCGCGAUAUCUCCUUGGGGACCUUCAACAUCUGUCGAAGACUUUACGUGGACAGUACUGCCAGUUAGACCAUCCAGCGCACUUGCGCAUUCCACUGUUCAAUUUUCGCCUUCUUCCUUGGCUCUGCAAAGCUUCGCCGAAGCUCUCCAGAAAGUUGCUCCCUCAAAACUAUCCAGUCAUAGCCGGAGUGGUAUUGAGAUUCGGAUCUUGGACGUCGUACCACUUCCGCUGGAAACAGUAUUUGUGGCAAUUGAAGGAGAACUGGCAAGACGACUGGAGAAUGGCGAAGGGACGUUUCAUGGAGAAUCUGCUAGAAUGAAUGGGUUAUCGAGUGGGAAGACGAUCUCCAAAAUACCAGAGGAUCGGCUGGCGGCUGCAAUUCGAGAGUCUCUGGGCGCAUUGAAGGUAGUUCACACUGGCGAUAUCUUCUCCCUGCCUCUACCGCCGCAUCCGGUCACUCAUGUUCAGCCUGCACCUGCGAAAGUUACCCUCACCGAGCCAGUCGGCCAGGGUGUUCUCUCAGCUCAAACCAAAAUUAUCAUCACACAAACCGGGCACCACGCGAAAAUUAUCAGAAACUCGCAGAAUUUAUCCGUCAACCGAGCCCUGGAUGGAUUGGCCGAGGAUGACGAGGAUACCUCGAACGAACAGUUCUACUCCGCGGCUGAGGAUCGUUACAAGACUGAUGCUGCCAUAGAGGACGAGGAUACAGAGACUGAUACCGAAACAGACCUGUCAGACAUGGAGAAUGAUGAUCUUUCGGAUGAUUCAAUGGACGAUCUGAUCUCACUACAAGCACCGACCCUUCCAACCCACAAUGCCAGUGGGAUAUCUACCAUGCAAGCUGGUACUCCCAUGACUGUGGGCCGAAGUGGAAAGACAAACGGAAUAAGCACACCCGGGUCCGUUUUCUCUUCGUUCACUGCGACCACAGCACGCGCUGGUGGCCAGCGAGGACGUCUAUUUAAAGCCCAAGGGCUGGUCAAACCACUUCCAGAAGAGACCUUGCAUCCGAAGCCCAGUGCUGAAGAUGACGAUGAAGCCAGAGUAUACGUUGACAUCAUCUCGUUGACAAAGAUUGGCUGUUUUUCGGGAGACUGGGUGCGAUUAGAAGCCGCAGCUGAGCCUCCUCCGCAAGGCGCCGGUCUGUGGGGGCUGGGCAGUUUCUGUGCCCCUGAAGAAGAACCCAUGUGGCGACCAGUCAAGGUCUUCGGCUUGCCUGAAAGUUAUGCUCAGCGUCCAGUGACGAAGAUCCCAACCAGUAAGCGGGAAGAGAGGCGGAUGUCUUUCUUCGAGUCCCAAGUUCAAAAGCCAUCUAGCCCAACUGUAUACCUCUCCCCGAUCCUGCUUGCCAACAUGGGCAAUACUCCAUAUUGUAGACUCUCUGCGCUGAAGCGAGUCCCUGUUCCCAUGAGGGCAUCGUUAACAAAGAUCACCGGCGCAUCUCGGCCACCAUUUGCUCGGGAGCUUACGCUCCUAAAGAUCUCAACACCAUUCUCAACAGAGCGUGCUUUACAGAAUGCUCUUUUCUCCGGUCUGAAGCGCCACUUCUCCAGUCGCAUCAGAGUCGUCCAGAAGGGGGACCUGUUGGCAAUUCCAAUCGACGAAGAUCUUGGGCGAACCUUAUACCAGCCAGCCGCUAAUGAUGAUCUAGAGGUCGAUGAUUUGUUAUCAAAUACUGUUCUCGGUGAUCUCAGGCCCAUGAAGGCAUCGAAACCUACCGGUGUGGGUUGGUUUCGUAUUGGCUACAUCGGUGCUUUCAAAGACAAUGCCGAGGUGGGCGAGGACGAUGAUAUCUGGGGCGGCUUUGCAUCAAUUGAUGUUUCCACAGCACAUAUGACGCAGUCGGGGAGCGAAAACAGUCGACUUCCAGCGACAAUGGAGAGCUCUUGGGAGCACUACCUUGGAUUGAAAUCAGUUCCAAAGUCGGAACCUCACUUAUCUUCAAUCCCAGAGCCCAGACGGCACCACGUAUCGGCUCUCCGAAGACGGUUGCGGGAGCUGAUUGCUGCUGCUACAAGUCCUCGGGCUAUACAUCUCAAGCUACCGCCUUUGGCCAUACUUCUGGUCUCAACCCAGAGAAACAUCGGCAAAGCGACAAUGUCACGCCUCGCAUGUGCUGACAUUGGCCUCCACACCUUCACAAUCGAUGCUUAUGACAUUGUAAGUGAAGGAAGUGCCGGCAGCGACGUUAAAUCUGCCGGACUUCUGGAAGCCCGUGCUGAACGUGCAAUGACUUGUGGCCCCGAGUUUUGUGCUCUUUUGAUACGGCAUAUCGAGGCGCUCACGGCGGACAGAAUGAUAUCUGCUUUGAAAGAGAUACUGGCCGGUGCAAGGGUCAUUAUAGCGACCACGACUGAGGUUGACAAGAUCCCAGACGGUGUCCGAGGCCUGUUCACUCAUGAGCUUGAGAUGAAUGCACCCGAUGAGUGGGAACGAGAAGGAAUUCUCAGAAGCAUCAUCGAUGACCAGCCUGUUGCACUCGCCCCGGAAGUCGACCUCAGUGGUGUCGCUGUCAAGACAGCGGCCCUGGUGGCAGGUGAUCUCGUCGAUGUUGUCGACCGUGCUCUCGUAGCACGAAAUUUUCGCAUCGAAGCACUUGCGUCUGCCGCGUCAGAUUUAGAGACGGCCGUCACCGUUCGCGAUAUCGUGGUCGCUGGAGGCCCCGCGGGAAGAUUUCUGACUAAAGCAGAUUUUGACCUGGCUGUUGACGCUGCUCGGAAGAACUUCGCCGAUGCCAUUGGCGCGCCCAAGAUCCCGAACGUAGGCUGGGACGACGUUGGUGGUUUGACAAAUGUCAAGGACGCAGUCAUGGAGACUAUCCAGCUCCCGCUCGAACGCCCUGAGCUUUUUGCAAAGGGUAUGAAGAAAAGAUCUGGUAUUCUGUUCUAUGGCCCUCCUGGUACUGGAAAAACGCUUCUUGCAAAGGCUAUUGCAACGGAAUUCAGUCUCAACUUCUUCAGUGUCAAGGGGCCUGAAUUGCUUAACAUGUACAUUGGAGAAUCAGAGGCGAAUGUACGUCGAGUUUUCCAGCGUGCGAGAGACGCAAGACCUUGUGUUGUGUUUUUCGACGAAUUGGACUCCGUGGCGCCAAAGAGGGGCAAUCAAGGUGACAGUGGUGGAGUCAUGGACCGAAUCGUCUCUCAACUUCUCGCCGAGCUGGACGGUAUGUCGGAUGGCGAGGACGGAGGCGGUGGUGUCUUUGUCAUCGGUGCUACUAAUCGUCCUGAUUUGCUUGAUGCCGCCCUCCUGCGGCCAGGAAGAUUCGACAAGAUGCUGUAUCUUGGAGUCAGCGAUACGCAUGAGAAGCAGUUGACUAUCAUGGAAGCUCUGACGCGAAAGUUUACUCUCCACCCUACCCUCUCUCUCCCUCGUAUCGCCGAUCGCCUCCCCUUCACCUACACCGGUGCGGAUUUCUACGCGCUAUGUUCAGAUGCCAUGCUGAAAGCUGUCACGCGGCAAGCCUCCCUCGUCGACUCCAAAAUCGCUGGCAUCAACGCCUCGUCUGGUAAACCUAAGAUAUCAACCGCGUACUUCUUCGACCACUACGCUACCAAGGAAGAUGUGGCUGUUAUGGUCAUGGAAGAGGAUUUCAUCAACGCUGAGAGAGAAUUAGUUCCUAGUGUUAGCGCAAAAGAGUUGGAGCAUUACCAAACGGUCAGAGCGCAGUUUGAGAAAGUUGAUGACAAGGAGGAAUCGAAGUCAGAAAACGAUGUCAAGGGCAAAGGCAAGGGCAAGGAUUAUGCUGGACAAGGCAUCCCGGAGUGGCAGAAGAGCAAUGAUCACGAAGUCAGCCCGAGGAACAGCGGAAAAGGCAAGGGAAAGGAGAAGUCUGUUGAUCGGAAGGGAAAGGGGAAGGAGAAGUCCGUGGGGAGCUGGAGUGAUGGUGAGAGCGACGAGGACGCGGAUUUCUAUAAUGAUGAGGUAAAUGGGAUUGGCGCGAAGGGGAAAGGAAAGGAGAAGACUGUUGAUAUGGGGUUUCACGAUACAGGAGAUGAUGAGGGGCUGUAUUGA